Messenger RNA from Phytomonas sp. Hart1, 2430 nucleotides. The record is from the annotation of a GenBank genome assembly. NCBI's taxonomy places the organism in Eukaryota, Euglenozoa, Kinetoplastea, Trypanosomatida, Trypanosomatidae.
AUGAAGGAACUGAUAGUUCAUAACUCACGACUACACAACACUCCCGAUGUGCAUCGGCCGCGCUCUUUUCGCCUUACGCAAGUAUCUGCAUCUGCAUCAAGAAACAACGCUGAUAAUACAACAGUGGAGAAUGAAUUUAAUGCUUCUUUUGCUCCUUUUGGUGCUUCUCAAGAAGCCAGUAUGUUAGGACAACCUGAGAACCUUAGGCGACAUUUUAGACUUUCCCUUUCCAACCCCAAACAAAACAGAGACGAAAAUUCUAGUAAAGUGAAAGGCAAAAUGGGUGACAAGGAGGUAUCGACCAAGGGGGCUGAAUACUUAUCUUUUCCCCUUGCUGUUGAAAAGACGACACCCCUUCCUGGAGCUAGCGGUAUAAAUAUGAGGGAUUUAAGCCAAAGUGAUAAUAAAGAUGAAGAACAAACCAGUAAUGCCGUUGCCAAUAAUUUAGGGAUUUCGAACUCUUCUGAUCUGCCCCCGCCUCGACAUCGAACGCUAUCACUGGGUUUUAACGUAAAGAUUGUCGAGGGUAAAGAGUCAAAUUCUGUAAAUAUUGUAAAUGAGCCCACUGGUUCCCUUUUUGUCUUUAGUCCAUGUGGACCACAUGGAUCUCAUGGCACUCGAAUAGGAACUGCACUGGUUCCAGCAGCAGCCAACACGACGUCUGCAAAGAUGUCUGUUUCUUCGCCGCAUCAUUUUAUUGCCCCCACUUCAACUAGCUCUCGUAGUCUUGCACAAUUGGCUGUCCAACCUCUUCCUACAACGGAAUCUGCGCAUCCAGUCCAAGCAAGCGGAAUUCCCUCACCAUCUUCCCCCAUAUCUACAAUGUUGCGAAUGCUCACGCCAACUCCCACCCCUAGCGCGCAUCACAGUGCGACAGACACUCCAUGCCGACGACAUCGUGUUACACGGGUGCCGCUUCCUUCUGCACCUCCUGCAAUUGAUAUCAGCAUGGUUAAGCGCGUCCUUGAAGAUCACUACCAGCUAGAUCGAAAGAUAAGUGAGGGUGUUUAUGGGGUUGUUUAUAUUGGCACUGACAAGCACACAAACGAUAUUGUGGCAUUGAAAAGGCUCAAGGUACUACGUGGGUUGGAUGGGUUUCCAUACACAUCGCUACGGGAGGUGAUUGCCCUACAGCACAUCAAUCGACAGCGUUUCAGGCUCGCCAAGGAGGAAGCCCAAGGGGAAAACGGUGAGAAGCCACUGACUAGGAAAAAUGACAGGCAAGAGGCCCACUUUUCUGGAGCCAGAGUUGAGGAGGAUCCACUAAAAGAAAUGAUCACGCUGCGAGAUGUGCUUAUAUCGCGAGAGGGUGCCCACGAUAUUUUUCUAGUUUUUAACUACGCUUCCAGCAGCGUAGCCGGACUUCUUGUGCGCCACUUUCCCUUUAUCUUACCUGAGAUUGCUUAUAUUUUUCGAAGCCUUGUGAUAGCCACCAAAAAGUUGCAUGCAAUGGGCAUCAUUCAUCGAGAUAUCAAGUCGGACAACGUCCUUCUCAUGAAGGAUGGUUCGGUGAAAUUGACAGAUUUUGGUUUGUGUGCCUUUGAGGACUCCGGCAGAGCAGCUCUGACACCAAGCAUGAUUAAUUUGUCUUACCGUCCACCAGAAAUGUUGCUUGGGAGUGUAAUUUACAAUACAAAGGUUGAUGUGUGGUCCAUUGGUUGCUUUCUCGCUCAGAUCUUUCUUCAUCACCCACCAUUUUACAAGCGCCGAAGUGCGGACGAGCAGGAACGUGCUACACGUUACAGCCGCAGUGCCGAGACGGAGUUGGAGCAACUCGCCUUGAUUGCGGAGGUUCUCGGACCCAUCACCGAAGUUUCGUCUGACGCCUUCCCUGCAGAAACAUGCAACCACCUCAUACAUCUCCAAAAAAUAAAGGAGCGUAUUGAGGCAGGUUUGACUUACGGUACUUCGAAGCAAUCUAGUAAUAGCGGCCCCUCCACUGCGCGGCUAGAGGCACUUUUUCAGCCCAGUUUUCUUUACACUCAAUAUGGCGGUUUUCGUCGCUGGUUUAUUGCUGAGAUGGAGAACCGUCGAGUACAAUACACAAGACGAUGGCAGAAUUCUUCUGUCUCAACAUCUUCCUCUGCGCAUUCUCCACAACCUCCACUUUUGUUACCCUCACCGGCAUGCUUAGAUGUACUGUUUUCUAUAUUUCAGUAUGACCCGCGGUGCCGGCCCACUGCCAGUCAGUUGCUUUGCAUGCCCUUUUUCGAGUUGCUAGAUGAAGAGAAUUCGACCCGUUUUGGCUUUGUUGGUUCGACGCAGGAUACUCCUUAUAUUGGUGGAUUUUCUUCGUUGAAUAGUGAUUGCUUUGACAGUAAGGAGCUGAGGAAUAAACGUGAACUCAAGGAAAGGGUGCAACGUGUGCAGAAUGGGCUUGCAAAGAAGCUUCAGGGAUUUCUCGAUAGUCACAUCAAGCCCAAAUCGUAG